CAGCAAAUCGCAAAAGAAAAAUAAGCGCUGAAGGCAACACCACGCAAAAAUUUGCUCACCAGGAGAAAGCAAUUUUCACUGCCUUCAAAACCCAUUUUUCGAUGCGUUUGGCGGUUCCCAAUUUGUUCCAAAACGUCCGCAACCGUGCCCUGGCGCCGAUUCCGAUGAAGUACGGUCCCGAAUCCGCGCUUUAGACAGUGAAAUAGGUGCGUUUGUGAUUUUUCCCCGGGGAGCUAACUCCGCUGCAAGAGAAAGAUGGCGUCCAUCGUAGCAGCGAGUUGGCUACACCACCUCGAAAAUCUGGAGCAAUCGCAGCAAACGGUGGAACAGUGCAACGUUGCUGCCGGGGUGGUGUCGGUGGCGGUGGCUUGACUUGUCUUGGGGGUAGUUCCGCGGAGUGGCACAUUGCGAUCGAAACCGUGGGAUAGAUCGAGUUCUUGUGUGAAUUUAUCGGAACAGGGAAUAGUGUUUUGAAUAGUGGGGGUAGUGAAGCCAAAACUUGAAACGAUUGCGCAAAGUUUGUUUUUGUUGUCAUUAGGAAGAAAGAGGCGAACGCCGCCGGUCGACGCGAAGUGAUUUGGGUUAGAUUUGUGAAGCGUUGGAAAGUGAACUCCCGAACGAACGGAUAUGUCCAGUUCGGUUUUUAAGGUUUAUCCGUCGUCGCCCACAUCGGUUCAGGAGGCGGAGGAGGACGGUGUUCUGAGUGGUCCGGAGAGAGUAGCUUCUGGGGACGAUCCGACGAACCGAGAUACCGAAGCGUUGCAGCCUGCGUCGGUCGAUGAACAUCUUAAAAUCGAUUCCAAUCUUGUGAUUGUGGUUGGAAAGGAUGGAAGUGUGCAUGUGGAUCAAAAAACGCUGCAUAGUUUGCUCGCACAAGAAACGAAUGACACAUCGGUGAGCGUUGUGCAGAUAACUUCGCCAACACCCAGUAUAGAGGCAGAAAUUGAGGAUGAACGAAAGUUGCUGGAAGAGCAAAAACUCCAAAAUGAACUCGAAUCUGGUACGGGAUCUAGCGACAGCGAUUCAGUUGAUUCAGCAGAGCCGUCAAAUGCUGCCUCAACAGCCGGCGCGUCCAAGAACGAACCAAACCCAACGGGGGCGGGCUCAAGCGGAGUGACCACCAGAAGAGGUAACAGAUCUGCGGCUGCCAAAAAGGAGGACGUAAUGCUAGACGAUGGGGAGAUUCCGCAUGUUAGUAUGGUGGUAGAAGGAUUUUAUCCUCCCAGCGAAGCGCGGACAUUUGCCGAAGAAGUGCUCACCUUGGCCGGAUUGCGCAAGCCACUGCAUGUGGAAACUCGAAUCGAUUAUGAAUUCCAGCGAUACGUUGUGGCCAACGACCAUUGCUAUACUCCGCUAACAUCGCCGAGUCAAAAAUUGCCACCGCGUCCGUACUACGAGGAUUUGGAUUCACCAGUCGAAGUCCGGCCCAGCGACGAUACUUUGUCUACUGAUGCCCAAAAUGUGCAACAACCUGUAGAAGGAACCAGUGGAACUAGCCGGAAAAGAACCACCAGUAAGGUCUUUGCAUCAACAUCAACAUCGACCAGUAAAUCGCGGCGUAAGAAAUCUUUCAGCAAGGAAGAGAUCAAUGACGCUGAAGAUCUUAAAAAUAUUCUGGAAGACUCAUCCGACUCGGAUUAUUCAGCUGAGAGUUCAUAUCCAGAGGAGGAUGAUAAUGAUAGCGAUUAUGAUUACAACAUAACCGGGAGAACACCGAAGAAGCGUAAAUCCAUUUCACAAAGUAAACCAAAAAGCGCGUCUAAGAGAGAUGACUCGCUCGAACUUGCUAAAAAGAAAACUAAAUCACCCAAGAAAUUCGAACCGAAAACUCCCACUUCAAUGCUCAACAAAGCGGGAGGAGUUCCGAGAACGUACGGUUCGAAACGCAACUUACAGAAUGUACAAGUUUCCACGCCCCCACAAACACCUCCAAUUAUUGUCCCCGCAAUUUCUUCUCCCGCUGCUGUUUCUGCACCCGCGCCUGUAACAGUAACCAUUAUCAAGAAAGAUCACAAGAAACCAGUCAAACCAGCCCCUCACGUUGAAGCAUUGUUCAGUGAUAUGUCGUCACUGUUUUCGACACCGGAUAUCAUUAAAAAGGUCGGCCCCGGAGCGGGCCGUGCUACUUCGCAUGUCAUCACCGCUACUACGACUCCUGUGAUAACGCCCAGCACUUCAAACACAAUCCGAGUGAUUACGCAAGGCCCCUCGAAUAUGGUCCGAGUUGUAACGCCAAGCACAUCAAACACAAUUCGAGUUGUGCCGCCAAGUUUACCGAACACGGUUAGAGUGGUGACGUCUAAUCCAUCGAACACGGUUCGAGUGGUGUCGUCCAAUGCCAAUCCGUCGAACACGGUUCGAGUGGUGACGUCCAACCCGUCGAACACAAUUCGAGUGGUUGCACCUAGCGCAUCGAAUACGAUCCGAGGCUUCGUACAGCUCUCACCAGCUACAGUCCGUGGAACACAAAAGCUGCCUGCUCACAUUUCUAUACAAACCCACACAAGCGCUUCCGAAGAACACGAUAAACGAUUUGAUCUCAUUGAUUCGAUUGUUCAGCAAGAACUGAACCAUCCGGAUCCUAAACUUCCGCCACAACCACCUUCUCAGCCCACCAUGACGGAGGAUAUUGUGAAAAUGUUGGAAAAUAACCUCCCUCCUGGUGGUGUUCAAGAGUCCGUUCUCCCUAUUACAGACAACAGUAUUUUGGCCGCUCUCGGCUCCAACGACGAUGGUCUUCCGGAAGAUCUCCUUCAACACGUUGCCGAGCUUGCCGAACAUAAAGAACUUCAAGAAAUUCUAGAUAAACAAAUCUUAGGGGUCAUAGGAACGGAUACUCCAAUUGCUUCUAUUGCUCCUCUGCCGACACCAUCAACAUCCACGAUGAUUCCAAUCCCAGUUAGCCAGCAAGCUCCCACCCCCAAUACGCCUCAGAGCAUUCCUCCAUCCACUGCAAAUCCAGAAUCCUUACCAACCAUGACCGUGAAGGAGCAGCUUAUGCCGCGAAAGGAAGCUAUCCAAAUUCGACGAAGCGAUGGACGAAUCAUCACUCUGCCGCCCAUCGAAGCUCCUGCAACCCGGUCUGCAAAGCGCCGAGCUCAAGCUGGUAGCAGCUCCAGUCCCUCGAGCACACCGGUGGCCACUUCGUCGCACACUGCCACUGCUCCUUCAGUUGCUUCCUCUCCAUCUUCCUCCGCGUAUCACAGCACCAAACCCUCGAAACAGUCGACUAAGGCGACCGCCGGAGCUACCUCCUACGAUGACGGAUCCGGUAGUCUAAUGAUCGACGAGUCACGGAGCAAAGGAGGAAACCGUAGCGGAACAUCCAGCCGGCGAACCUCGGAAUCGUCUAACACGUCGGGCCGCGGUAAACGACAGAGCACGGCGUCCGCCGCCGCUGCAGUGGUAGCAGCCGCAGUCGACGAUGAUGCAGAAUCGGACAAGAGCUGGAACUCGGAAGACGAUCCGGACAGAUUAUGGUGCAUAUGUAAGCAGCCUCAUAACAAUCGGUUUAUGAUCUGCUGUGACACCUGUGAGGAGUGGUUCCACGGCAAAUGUGUCAACAUAACCAAGGCCAUGGGUCAGCAGAUGGAGGAAGACGGGGUUGAGUGGAGCUGUCCCAAUUGCUCGAAGAAGAAGCAGGAAAAACAACAACCAAAGAUGACAGAUUUUCUGGUGUCUAGUAGCAGUGCGACAAGCAUCAGCACGGCAGUUGCAGCCGGAACGGCUACCGCGAAUCCACCGAAGGUGGUUGCGGUUUCCAUUUCAGGAUGCGUCGUAUGCAGCAAUGUGUCGAAGCCAAACUCUGUUUACUGCAGCGAUGAGUGCAUCCGGAAACAUGCCGGAAUGGCAAAUAGCUCGGUGGCUACAACGACACCCUUGUCGUCCACGGCAUCGUCUCCAUCCCAGGGUACAGCAGGUGGCAUGAUGGCCAAAGAAAAACAAAAGGCCCCGGAAACCGGACAAAGUAAAGCUCCACUCGUUAUCUCUAAAUCUCAACAUUUGAUUGUUAUGGAACGAAAAACUGGACGUUGCUUAGCUGGCUCAAGCGCCCCCAAGCUGGAGAAUCUCAAGGAAUGGCUUUCGGAAAAUCCUACGUUUGAGGUCGUUGCACCGGGAAGUCCCCAAGCGGCCAUCAUUCUUGCCAGACAAGCCGAAUUACGCAAGAUGCAAUUAGCCAAAGAAGCGCAAAGAAAAACUGCAGCCCAAUCCAUGAGUGCGGGACACAGUUCAGGUGGUAAAAUUCAAGCGCAACUGAAGAUAACUGACCAGAGAAAACUGAGUUUGACCUCCGCUUCUCCGAGUCAGCCAAAACCACAAGCACAACUUUCGUCAAAACCACCGGUGAAGACUUUCUCAAGGGUGCUUUCUGGUACUCCAGCUUCAAAAGCUCACUCAGCAACAUCUAUCACAAAAUCCGCAGCAACCACACCGAAAACGCCAGGGAGCAGUACGCCUAGUUCAAGUGGAAGCGAACAAAGUAGCAGGCUUCCUCGGAAGUCUCCCUCUGAACCGAAAGUGACGACCAAACAAACUGCUGCUCCAGCUGGAGAAAACAUCCGAGAGACAGUGAAGAAAACUCUGAAGGAACAUCUCAUACAAAGGUCAACGGAAAUAACUGAAAAGAACGUAGCCCGACUCGCCGAGUCGGAGAUUGAAAAAUUCGCAGCGGAAAUCGAGGAGGAAAUGUUUGCACUCUUCAACAAAGAUACCGGCGCAAAAUACCGUGCCAAGUAUCGAUCGUUGGUUUUCAACAUCAAGGACCGCAAAAAUCUGUCACUAUUUCAGAAGAUUUGCGAGAAGCGAAUUGAGGCGAAGCAAUUGGUACGUAUGACACCGGAGGAAUUGGCCAGUCAGGAACUGGCUCAAUGGCGUGAGAACGAGAACAAACAUCAAUUGGAGAUGAUCAAGAAAUCGGAACUGGAUCUUUUGGCAUGCGCAAAGAAUUAUGUUCUUAAAACCCAUAAAGGAGAAGAGGUCAUCGAAGGGAAACGCAAUGACCGAUUGCAACUGGAUCCAACAACUGCCGUUGAGGAUGUGGUGGCAGUGCUGAACAACUCUACCGUUAGCAGCACCAGCGAGGUGGACAGCACGCUUUCGCCUUCGGUAGACAAUUACCGGAAGGAUUACGACUUCCAUGGGAAGUAUACGAGUGGGCUCUACAGCAGUGGACCCAUCACUAGUUCCACCGCGUCGGGCUCGAGUUCCACUGCCACCGGCAGUGCGCCAGCAGGAUCGUCAUCCGCACCUUCCUCGGUUAAGAAGAAGGAAUCGAGACGCAGUCGCAGCAGAAGUCGAAGCCGUGACAGGAACAAGGAACGAUCCAGAAGUCGUUCGAAACAUAAACGUCGUCGCAGUAGAAGCCACGAACGAAGAAGCAGAUCUCGCGAGCGGGACCGAGAUCGUCAUCAUCGCGAUCACAAGGCUGAUUACCAGAGGUCCGACAGUAAAACCGAACACAAGUCAGUGCAUCACAAGUCUGAGCACAAAAAGCACGAUUCCAGGGAGAAGUCUGUUAGCGAUAAGUUGAAGGAGGAAGCCUCUUCGAGUAUUCCCUUCGAUCGAAGCGAAGCUCUCGGAAAAUCUGUGGAAGUCGACAGGCAGCUCAAGAAACCGGAAAACAAACCUCAGGCGGUGGAGAGUUUUAAUUUGAUCGACAAGAUUUUAUCUUCCGGCAGUAGUGGAAAACCGAGUGAAGUGGUCGAUAAAAGUAGCAAAUCUGAUACUGAUGAACCCAACCUUGUACUCCCCGUUGAGCAAGACCAAGAACCAACCAGUACAGUUACGAUUCCAACACCUCCACAUUCCACCAGCUUUGACAACGAAUCUCCGACGAACGAAUUUUCGUCUCCCGAGUCGGAUGAUAAUCGCAAAAUGGCACUGAAGGUCUACUGGACCGGUAAUGUCCACAUGAUUGAUGUCGCCUCGGUGCAAAUGUCCAUUCGUUCGGUAAGCGGAGACAUAGAAGAUAUUUCUAAAGAGUUCCCUGAAGAUUUGGAAAUUUGCGGCACGAUAAAGCCGGAACUGGUUUGGAAUUAUAUCGGACAGAUAAAAAGGCAAAACAACAAGGAAAUUUGUUUGGUCAGAUUCCAUUCCAAUGAGAGUGCAGCGUACUACGAACUUUACACACGUUUAUUCAAACGGGAGAGAUGUGGCGUGUUAAAAUCUCUCACGCCAGCUAUCAAGGAUUUUUAUAUUUGUCCGUUGCCGUCGGAAAAGAUGAUUCCCAUGAUUUUGAAACCGCUGCGGGGUGUUGGUAUAAUUGAAGGCGAUAAAAAACCGGACCUUCUACUGGGGAUCAUUGUUAAAAUCAAAGCAACAUCAUCUACUAGCACGGUGACACAGGCUCCUCGCCGUCAAACGAAAGCAACAGCUAGCAGUAGUUCAACUGCGGUUUCUCCGUCAUUUGCUCUGAUGCAGCAAGUUAUUACAAAAUAUGCAACGGUAAACAAGAAGGUUCUGAAACCGGAGUCUGAAACGGUCAGUAGUUCACCUUCUGGAAGUCCAGGAUCGCCGCCACCAUCAACCUCGUCAUCCUCCCUUGCCAGCGCUUCAACAAAGCCAGAGUCCAAGACGAGAACUUUGUCGGAAUCUUCCGACCAUGGGGAAAUAGACAUGAACAUCAUAAAGGCACCGAUUGUGGCCAAAGCAGCUCCAGCAAAGGAGCCGAUCGCAGCGGUAGUGAUCGACGACGAUGAUGACGAGCCAUAUUCACCCGGCGGUGUAAGCGAUGACAGUGACCACUUUGCCGAUGUUACCGCCAUUGUUGAAACGAAAGCUCCACCCACUUUGGAUUUCGAAACGGAACUAGAUGAACUGAAUAGGAAAAUUGCGGAAGAAAAAAGUGAAAUUGUGGGAAUUAUAAAUAAGGCAGAACUAAAGGAAGAGGAGAUUAAAUCAACACUAGACCCCUCGUUGAUAACAGAUAUUGCUAUUCCAUCAAAUUUAUCGGAAAUAUUAGCCAGUAUAAAGAGCACAUCUGCAGUAGAUAUGUUGAAGGUUGGAUCCGAGAAGGACACGGAUGAUGAAUACGUGCCAUCAGCAGUCUACUCCGGCUACAAAUCCGGCUACGGCUAUGGGACCGGUAAAUCGCGCACCGGUAUUUCAGAAUCGACAAACCCCAGUACCAGUCGGCUGGCGAAGUUGACUGAAGAGGAACUGCUUCGCAUGGUUCCCGACGAUAGCUACCUUCAGCCAACUUCUGCUAAGAAGUCUACUUCUUCGGUUGUGAACUUGACUAGCGAUGAUUCGGUUCCAUUAGCAAAAAAGCCCAAGUGGGAAUCUAGUGAACCGCCUCCCCCUGGUUUGGAGGGUGUCACGGAUGAAUAAUAAUUGAGGCAGAAAUAUAGUAAAAUUGACGAUAUGACUACGAUAGAGAGAAAGCGUAAAAUAUAUUUAUAUCCCUUAUGACAAGGAUUCAUUUGAAAACAACAGCUCUAUAAAUCGCUUUCAUGUUCAUAGUAUGUGCAAAUGCUAAAUAUUAACAACAUAAUUUGCUGUAAUCUACUCCUGUGUUAUGAGUAGUCCAUAAUGAAAUUAUUAAAAUAGUUAAUAAUCAGAUCGUAAAUUAUGGAUCACGAUCUACUAAAUAAGAUAUCAAAUAUUCAAAUCUUUGGAUGUAUGAAAAUGCAUAAUCGUAGAAUUGGCUGGAAUGUUUACAACUCAAUUCUAAGUUGCAUACCGUUUUGGUUUCAAUCUUGUUGACUGUAACUGGAACAAACUCUAGCGCUCCCUUGUAGAUUUGAAACGUUUGCUAUUUGCAACUAUUCAUUUUAACACAUUCUAGUUUUUAUUUGCUUCGAUGCACCUUUGGAAAUUAUUCGGCUUUAAUGGACUAUUUAAUUCUGAAUUAAAAGCAAAAAAAGAUCAUCUAGCCAUUCAAAUUGGUAUUGUAUAGAAACAUGUUUAAUAUAUGCGUAUUGUAGAAAAUAAAUUAAGUAAGGGCAUUUAUUUAUGUAAGGUAAAUCCAGAGGUAAAGAAUCAUAGCACUUUUUGGCGCAAAAUUUCCCCUUUUGACUUGUUAUAGUCAAGAUUUUGGAGUACAGGUGUAUAUCGGAAAAAAUGUACAAAAUUUGGCUCGAUUCGAGCGGCAGUAAUGUUAACUUAUUAAUAUGUUCUAUGUACAUGUUCAAAUAAAAAUGUGUGUAAUGAUAAAUGGAAUUAUGAAAAAUAAACUAGAUUGCUUAAACCAUCCCAA
Messenger RNA from Armigeres subalbatus, 8197 nucleotides. RefSeq names its product death-inducer obliterator 1 (gene pps). Gene Ontology annotation, biological process: DNA-templated transcription. Gene Ontology annotation, molecular function: protein binding. NCBI's taxonomy places the organism in Eukaryota, Metazoa, Arthropoda, Insecta, Diptera, Culicidae. The transcript has 9 exons. The coding region runs from base 628 to 7329 and encodes 2233 amino acids. The record is from RefSeq and is a predicted model, not a curated record.